AUGAUUGGGACAUUGGCCUGCGAAAUGAGUGCACUUCGAUUAGCCACAAGUUGCUCAUCGAAAAUCCUGAUUUCAACUCGAAAUUUUCCGGCUCGCGGCACAAAACCACUACCAAGACAUUUGUGGGAUAUGAAAGAUUUGGAAGAAAAAUCCGGAGGAGAAUAUACGCAUAAACCAUUGAGGAUUAAUAAGUAUGCGAGAAUUUUGGGCUGGGAAUUUAGAACGAAAUUCUGUUUAGAAAAUAAAACAAAUUUCUGUUAGAAUUCAUUUGGUCCUAUUUGAUCCUAAUAAAAAUUAAAUUCUCCACCUUGUGUUUUUUCCACGGGAAAAUCUUAAUUUCAAAAAUGGGUCCAAAUGUCAAAAAUUAAAAAAUUUUGCUAUAUCAACCCCAAAACCAUUUAUUUUUUUUACCAGAUUGGGAGGUCGAGACCCAGAAACCGGUCGAAAAGUGAAUCAGCAUAUUGGUGGAGGUGUGAAAUUCGACUAUUUUAUGAUUGAUUUUCAUCGACGCGGACCAUCGGAUGGAAUUUCGACCUAUGAUGAACGUGUUUUAGAAGUUCGAAGAGAUCCAAAUCGAACUUGUCAUAUUGCUUUGGUUGCUGGAAUUGAGGGAAAACGAUGGAUUUUAGCGACUGAAAAUAUGAAGUUAGUUGAAUUUUUCGGGGAAAUUCAAGGAUUGUUAACAAAAAAUGUGAUUUUCUCAAACAAAAUCUCUGAAAAGCUAUAUUUUCUGUAUUAGAAAUAAUAAUUUAUUCAAAGAAUUCUACUUGAAGUCACAAGAAUCGAAACAUUCGAAUGUCGCGGUUUUAAAUUUUUUCUCCGAAUUUCAAAACAUCUCAAAAUCAAAUCUCGAUAAGGUCGGUGAAUUAAAAUCAUCGAAAUUGUUGAUAAAGAACCAUGUAAGCAAACCACAAAUAUUCCAAUAUUAUUUAGAGCUGAAACAGUUUUUUCUCAUGAAUCAGGUUAUUAAAUCAAUUUCUCACUUUGAUUGUAAUAAUUAUAAUAAAAAGAAUAAGAGGCAUAAAAUAGAGGAAUAUUUAAAACUGCCAAAGGAAUUGAGACUUGAAAAAGAAGCGAGAAGAAAAACGAUUUUUGCAACUUUUUUGUGGAUUUUGAAAGUUUUGUGUUGUUUAAUUGGAGAUAAUACAAUGUUCCCAAUAUGAAAUAUGUGGCUUCAGAAGAUUGGAUAAGGACCAUUAAUCCCAAUGUUAUUGCGUUGGUUUUUGAAUCCAGUGAAAGAACGAAAAUUGGGAGAGUAUUUAGUUCAGAAGGAAGGCACGGAAUUAUCUGGAAUUUUGAGAAAUUAAGGAUUUUUGGUGAUUUUCGAUUCAGAAAUUAAGUUUUUUUUAACUGAAAUUCCGUUUUUCUAGUAUUCCCACCUCCAUAAUCUUUCUCCUAGCAAUUUCAGCAUCGGGAAUCUCUGAAAAUGUAACACAACACAAAAGUGAGGCAAUUAUAAAAUUAAAGAUUGAAAUAAUAGUACAGUUUCGAUAAAUAUGUCCACCAUUUAGAAUAUUAUAACGUGAUUGGAAAAGGGAAACAAUUGAAGAAGCUGUUAUGUUGAAAAUUAGAAUUGCGAUUAGAAUAAUGUACGAUUCUUUGAAAUUGAAGUAUGUGUAAAUUCCUGAAAUUUAUUGCGAUAUUCGGACGAUUUUUGGCCUAAACUUACCCAAACCAACACCUGAAAGUGUUGGAAAAAGAACGUAGGGAGUUACGAAAUACGAUAAAUAUAUAUCUAAUGCUGAUUCGCUGAAAAUUUUUUUUGAUUCUCGAUUUUAAAAUCUUCACCAAAAAUCCGGCAAUUUCACCACGUCAUAACUAAAUAUUUUCAAUUUGUCUUACCACAAACAAAGAUAAAUCAAGGGAAUUUUGACAGAUUUCAUCGAAAUUGGAGUUUGAUAAAUCACACAAUAAAUUGAAAAACAAUUUAUGAACGUUGAAAAAAUCGAUAAAUAUUGAAGACUUGAUUUGUGAUAUUCUAAAGUUGAAAAAUAUGUGGAUUCUGUGCACAUUUUUCUGUUUCGAAAUAUAUCAGUUAUGAUUUUUUGUUUAUCAAAUGAUGAAUAUUUUCAAAAAUUUCAGUUCCUAAUUAAUUAGGAGCUUAGUCAGGCGUAACAUGUUUUUGUAUAUCAUAUAUUAUUUUUCUAGUUAAUGAGCAAUAGGUCUAACUAGGCAUGAAAAUCAAACAUUAUUUUAUUUUAAAUUCAUUCUUUGAAAACAAAAUGAGAAGUUUAUUGAUUAUAGUCUCGAAUUUUGGGAAUGCACAAAAAUCGAUAGAGAUUGACUAUCAAUAUUUUUGAAUCGAAUUAGCGAAAGUACUGUAGAUCGAUAAGGUUUGUGAAUAAGAAUCAUUGAUAUUGUUGAAAGUGAACCAUGUAAACAAAUGAGAAAUACACACAAAUUGUUGAGAGCUGAAAAUGUGUCAAAUGGAUUUUUUUUUUCAAUUUUCUUAAGUUAGUCUUACUCUGAUUAUGAUAUUCGAAAACACACGUUGCUACAAAAUAAGUGCACGGAAUUGUCAAAACCAUCAAUGGAAUUGUGAUUUGUAGACAUAAAGCACGAAAAAAAGAUUUUUGUAAUUUUCGAGUAUUUUGCGAUAGGGUUUUAUCGUUCAAAUUGAGAUGAUAUAAUGUGCCGAGACAGAAAAUUGCGCCUUCAAAAACAACGCCGAAAUUUGCAAGGGUUAGAGUUACUGUAGCUUUGGAUAGAUCGAGAUUUAGAACAAAUAUGUUUUCUUGUUUUAGAAAGUCGGGUAGACAAGGAAGAGCCUGAAAUUAAGGGGGAGUUAUUUUUGGUCUGAAAAUACAGAAAAAAAAUUUUACUCAAAUUUUUUCACUAAAAAUUUAUACCUGAAUUACCAAAUUCCUCGAAAUUUCAUCCUGAUUAUCAAUUUCAUAAAAACAAAUAAGAAAAAGGCAAAAAGCAGUGAUAAAAUUGAAUAUGUAAAUAAUAAAAGUAUUCCGUUUAUCCGAACUCGAAUUUCCAGACAAAAUACUAUAGCGAUUUUGAAAAAUGCAAACAAUUGAGGAAGAAGUUGCGGUAAUUAGCAGAAGAAUCAAAUAAAUUUGAUAUUUUUCAUUGAUUUUUAGGUCCUUAAGAAGAACGGCAAAUUUUGAAUUGAAAUUAUUAAGUAUAGAUUCUAAUUCAAUAAAAACUCACUUUCAAAAUUCCAUAGCUUAUCCCUGAAAAUGUUGGUAACAAUAAAAAUGGUGUUGAAAGAUAGGCUAAAUCAAAAUCCAACAAAGUUGCCCAAAAUGCGGAUAAAAACAUGGAUAAUUUAGCGGAUUUCAUCAUUGAAGGAGUUUUGAAAAUUAUACAAUAAAAUGAGAGAAAAUUAAUGAAUAAUGAGAUUAUUGACCAAAUAUGAAGGGUGUAUUUAAAAUUUUGAGGAGAAUCGAAAAAAUUUGGAGAUGAGCAGGACAUUACAAAAUUUUGAAAAUAAUUAACUUUUGUGAUUUUUUGGUUUUAUGCUUAUUAGAAAAAUGACGACUUUUUGUUUUUGUUGAAAAAUAAGUAUUACUAAUUUUAUAAUUAAACAAAUAACAAGGUUUUUUGGGGGAAAAUUGGAGCUGGAAAUUCGGAAUAGUUUUUGGAAAUUCAGAAAAACUUUUCAAUUAAGCUUAUGACGUGGCUAAUUGGAAAUUUCGUUAUCGGAGUUUUCGAAGUGAACAUUUCUGAAUAUUCAAACCUAUCAAAAAUUAUCUAAAAAAUUUAGUAUCUUCCGUGUUACGUGGCAAAAAAUUUAUUCAAAAAAUAUUGAUGGAUCUCUCAAUUUUAUUUGUCUUUUUCUUAAUUAUCCUUAUUGUCUUCAAAAACUUUUUGCACAAAAAUUCGCGAUAAGACUUGUGUAUCAAAAUGGUCGAAAUAGCUGAAAGUGAGCCAUGCAUUGAAAAAAUUAUCACAGCAAUAUUGUUAAGUGCUGAAAAUACAUUUAUAUUUGAAGUUUUUCUACUCUAACUUACCCUGAUUAUAAAAAUAGAUGAAAAACGAAAAAGCUCCAUAUAAAAUUGGAAUUGUUAGAACAGUAAUAGGAAUUGUUAUUUGAAUACAGAGUGAGAUGAAAAAUGAUAAUUGUAGUUUUUUGGUGUUUUUUGAGAGUUUCUUGUUUCCUAAACUUAGGUGGUUUAUUGUUCCGUACACAAAAUAUGCGCCUUGGAGGAAAGUGUUGAAAUUGAAGAGGAAUAUGGGUAAUAUUAUUAUAUAUUUGUUGGUAGAAAAUACGAAAGUAUUGGAAGAAUUAAUUCCUGGAGGAAGACAGGGAAUCUGGAAAAUUUUGGAGAUUUCUCAGAUUAAAUUUUCUAGAUGCAGAGAAACAUAUUUCAGUUUGACUGCGAGAUCUCAAUAGGUUUAUGGUCGGCAAAAAAGGGCAUAUAUGAUAAAAUAUAGUUACUUACACUCGAAACAUUUUUCUCAAAAAUGUCAUAUUUCACUUCAUAACUAAGAAUCGGAAUCAUAAAACUCGUGGUUAAAAUAAUAUUGAUUAAAUAAAUCAAGAAAUUCACAAAAGUGUUUUUCCGCUGUUUUGUAAUUGUAUAAAAUCGAUUUGCAAAUAAUGAAACAAUCGCCGAAAUAACACAAACUAUAGCCGAACAAAUUAGAAAUGUUUGAAAAGGUUUUGGAAUUUUAAAAGUCUCUUCAAAAACUCCGAAAAAUCCAACAGACAAUGAUGGAAUGAGUAGAAAUGGUCGAGUUCCAAUCGAUAGAAUCAGGUCCAAUAAAAUUGACCAAAAAAUCAAUAAAAACAUUGACCAUUUUGCUGAACCCACAGAUUUUGGGGUUUUCAAUAGAAUUAGGAUGAUUGUCAAAGUUCCUAGAAAAAUUGGAAAAAUCGGAUAAAAAUAAAAUGUAGUUUUUAGAAAUUCUGGAGUGGAAAAUGGGCUCAAUGAGCACAUUUUCUUGGUUGAUUAUUAGUUUUGAAAUAUUUCAAUUAGCGGAAAAUUGUUGUUUUCUUGUUAUUUUAUGAAAAAUAUGUUAAUUAAUAGGUCUGGGUGGGCUGAAAACAAAAUAUUAUAUGAUUAUUUGGCCUAGAAUACCGUGAGAUGAUCUAGAAACAGAAAUGUAGUAGUUCUUGGUCGGCUAUAAAUAAAAAAGUAGGAAGUCGGAUCCCAAAACUGUUUUGAAUGUUUCAAAAACCUCAAUAAAAUUAAACAACUUUUUUUUUCAAAAAUCAAUAUUUUGCAGAGCUGGUGACAUAAUCUCAACAACAUCGCAUUUGUCUGAAAAUCCAGUGAUCGGAGUCGAAGGAAAUGCUUAUCCAAUUGGAUCGCUCGCCGCUGGAACAUUGAUAAAUUCUAUUGAAAGAUAUCCGACAAAUGAUUCGGAAAUUUUUGUGCAAGCCGCUGGAGCAGCAGCGACAAUUGUUAGACAUCAGGGAGAUUUUACCGUUGUGAAAGUGAGAUUUUUUGGGGGAAAAUUGAGGGGUGGUAAUACUUUGAAACAAAUGUGCGAUGUUCAUCAAAUCUCAAAAUUGCACAAAAAAUGUUUGACAAAAAUAUAGAACUUUUUUUUUCGGGAUCAAUUUUUUCUUCGUAUUACUUAAAAAAAACCUCCAAAUGAAAACCUUGUUUGAAAUGUUUUCCACAUGGAUUGUUUCCCAAAAAUCCCCCAGAAUUUAUUUUUUUUGCAAUCAGGAAAUUUUUUAAGAUCAUUGUUUUUUCCCGGUUUUUUUCUCAUUGUUAUCACGCGAUUCCGUGAGAAUUUUUUCUGUUGGAAGAAACAAUAAUAAGGAACUUGUUUUUCAGUUCUGAAAAAAUAUAAUUGAAAACAACAAGGCAAACUGUGCUCUGGAAUUUUGGGCGAGAGAUUUCUUCAACUUCCCAUCUUACAGAGAUAGUUUUUAUAUUGGCAUGGCGUGAGAAAUUGAAAUUUAUAUGUAUUAGAUAUCUCAAUUAUUUGACCUGCUCACAGAACAUCUUGGUCUUUGUAAUUUUUAAUCCAUACUUCUUGAACACCAAAAAUUUGAUAGUUAUUCUCAUUUUUUUGCCGUAAACAUCAACGUUUCUCUCAGCCAUGAAAAUAUAUCCAGCCUUCUCUUGAAGCAAUACGAAAUUGGAAAUCUUCGCAUCGCUUCCGAACAAUGUAUGCUUUCUGUCAAUCAUUUCUUUCAUUAACAACAAAUAUCUAUUUUUUCGAUGAUGAGUUGCUAUUCCAUUACAAUCUACCGUAGUUAAAGGAUCAGCAAAGAUUUUAACAAGGUCAUCACUUGUAGUAGCAUUAAUAAUCGAAUUGUACAAGUCAACAGCCAUAUUUUUAUUGUAUUUUUGACUUCGUGUAGAUGACACGUGGCAAAAAAUUGUUAGAAUAAGAAUUUGGAAUUUUGACAUUUCCGUAUGAAAUUGAAUGAAAAACUGGCUGAAUAGAAGUUCACAAGGUCUAGACUAAUAUAAAUUUUGAUCAUCAAACAAUAUAUUGCAAAAUCUUAGCUUCUCGAACAUUUGCUGUGUUCCAUAGUCUGUCUUCCCUCUCAAGCGUCUCAAAAUUUCCGCAUGGAUCAUAUUUUAUUGAAUUUCGUUGGGCCAAAUUGCCACGUGGAAAAAAUAUAAUCAAAAUUAAUUUUGGCUCAAAGAAACAAACACGUGACACUAACCCCAAAAUUAAAAAAAAAAUCAAAAGUUCAAAAUUACCUGAAUCAUUUUUGUUUGUUAUUAUUUUUCAUAGCACGCAAUUUUUCGUGGAUUACUGUAGUUAUUCACGCAGAAAAAAAACAAACAAGGAAAUAAUCAAAUUUUUUUGAGAAAAAAACAUUCUGAAAUUGCGUGAUUAAUUUUUGAGUAAGGAACAUUUAAAUAACAAAAAUAUGUUUUUCAGUGAAAAUUUGAGCAAACAAGGGUACAGUAAUCCAGAGAGUAGAAAAAAUUCAAAUGUUUUCCAGCUUCCUCACAAACACGAAUUCUCGCUCCACCGAAAUUGUAUGGCUACAGUAGGACGAUUAUCGCAUGCUGAUAUUGAUAACAAAAUUUAUGGAUCAGCUCAAAUGCAUCGAAGAUUUGGAUAUAAAAUGUCGAGUGGAUUGUUUCACAAAAAAGAUGGAUAUUUUGGAAGAAAAGUGAGAGCAUUUUGGAUUGAAAUUCAGGGCUCAAAUCCACGUAUUUUAAUAUCAAAUGAGCCCAUAUUUGGAAUUAAGACAUAAAGCCUAAAAUUCCGAUUUUUCGAUACCUAUAUUUGGUCAAUUUAGACCUAUUUUUGAAAUUAGGCUUAAGGUUGAUUCUUUUAAAACUUUCAGAUUUUCUAGAUUUAAAAAUUAAUUUAAGCUUUAUUUCGAAUGUUCCCCAAAUCUCCCUUUUUUUUCAGAUUCGAGCUCUUCCUCCUGUUCGCCAAUUGGAUACUCCACCAACUCCACCACCACCAACACAAAAAUUCACAUUAUCAAAAAAAGAGUUGUCCGGUUUACACGGUCAUGCAAAAGUGCACAAUUUGUUGGCUCAUGGAUAUUCGACCAGGGAUUAUCCACAAUGA
Caenorhabditis angaria is the source of this 7455-nucleotide messenger RNA. The record is from the annotation of a GenBank genome assembly. Lineage: Eukaryota; Metazoa; Nematoda; Chromadorea; Rhabditida; Rhabditidae.